AGCCUCUGCCGGAUGACUGACAGGAGUAGGCGUGAUCAAGAGGGCGGAGCUUCCUGCCAGAGCGAACACGCGGUUCCGUGAUCGGUGCGCUUUUUUUCUCACCCCCGAUCCGUUCAGCAGGCCUUUAAACUACGCCCACACCUCGCGAUUCGCGAUUCAUGAUUCACGAAUCACCCCGCUUUUAACACACCCCGAAUCCACCGGACGCGGAACGGACCGACGGAACCCGUCACACAUCGGCGCCAGCGCUCCCGGGAAUACCUUCAGCCACAUCUCAUACGGGUCAUGACGCUGGAAGCGAUCCGGUACCGGUCCGGGUCUCUGCAGAUCCUCAACCAGCUGCUGCUGCCGCACGAGACCGUGUACGAGGAGAUCCGCUCGGUGCAAGACGGAUAUGAGGCCAUCAAGACCAUGAAGGUGCGCGGCGCUCCCGCCAUCGCCAUCGUGGGGUGCCUGAGCCUGGCGGUGGAGCUGCGGGCGGGCGCCGGGGGCGAUGACCUCGUGUCCUUCAUCAGGGACUCUCUGUGCCACCUGACGUCCGCGCGACCCACGGCCGUCAACAUGGGCAGAGCUGCCCGCGAGCUCAUGGAGUUCACAGAGAACGAGAGCAUGGAGAAAAACACAGAGCAGCUCAGAGACAGCGUGAUUGGCUGGAUUGAGGACAUGUUGGAGCGAGACGUGAAUGACAACAAAAAAAUCGGCAACUACGGCGCUCAGCACAUCCUGUCCGGAGUCCCGCGAGACUCCGUCACCAUCCUCACGCACUGUAACACCGGCAGCCUCGCCACCGCGGGAUACGGCACGGCUCUCGGAGUGGUGCGGUCGCUGCACGCGCUGGGUCGCUUGAAGCGUCUGUACUGCACAGAGACCCGGCCCUACAACCAGGGCGCCCGGCUGACGGCGUACGAGGCCGUGGCCGAGGGAUUCCCGGCCACCCUCAUCACAGACAGCAUGGCGGCUCUCACCAUGAGGGAGAAAGGCAUCACAGCUGUCGUCGUCGGAGCGGACCGGGUCGUUGCCAACGGGGACACGGCGAACAAAGUGGGCACGUAUCAGCUGGCCAUCGCUGCCAAGCAUCACGGGGUACCGUUUUACGUGGCGGCGCCCAGCACGUCCUGCGAUCUGAGUCUGGAGAGCGGACGAGACAUCGUGAUCGAGGAACGUCCACCUGAGGAGCUCACCAGCAUCAAUGGAGUUCCUGUAGCUGCUCCUGGUAUCGAGGUGUGGAACCCGGCGUUCGACGUCACUCCUCACCAGCUGAUCACGGGCGGCAUCAUCACCGAGCUGGGCGUGUUCCUGCCGUCCGAACUGCAGGCCGCUCUGACGGGGAGACUCACGGCUCUUGUGAUGAGAGGAAAAACUGGUGCCAAAACGACAAUGUGACUGUGUCUUUGGUGACUGUGAUCAGUGGGAAGCGUGACAGUGGACGGACGUCUGUCUGAGAGGACCUCUUUGUGUUUCCGUUUGUUCUCGUUCUUCUAAUUGAUAAUCACAACUGGGUUUGAUUUUGUAUUCUGUGGAAGUAGUUGGAGAAAAAACUAUUAGACUGGAUGUUUUUUAUACAUAUGAAUAUAAUAUACAACAUGCAUAAAUUAAAAGAUGUCUGUUUCACAUCAGUACAAUAAACAGAGAGAACCAAA
This is a messenger RNA of Labeo rohita (rohu), 1640 nucleotides long. RefSeq names its product methylthioribose-1-phosphate isomerase 1 (gene mri1). Lineage: Eukaryota; Metazoa; Chordata; Actinopteri; Cypriniformes; Cyprinidae. The coding region runs from base 286 to 1383 and encodes 365 amino acids. Gene Ontology annotation, molecular function: S-methyl-5-thioribose-1-phosphate isomerase activity. The record is from RefSeq and is a predicted model, not a curated record. The transcript has 7 exons.